Molecule: messenger RNA, 798 nt
Organism: Laetiporus sulphureus 93-53
Lineage: Eukaryota; Fungi; Basidiomycota; Agaricomycetes; Polyporales; Laetiporaceae
Exons: 1
Coding region: 170-619 (149 amino acids)
Source: RefSeq, a predicted model, not a curated record
UCGAUGACUUUUAAAUGGCGCCCUGGGAUGAACUUUACGCGGUGAGUUCUCAGGCAACGUGUUCUGGCCACAAACCAGCUGGCAACAUCUCCAUGGACGCAUCCGCAGCCCGCAGAGUCCCCACAACGGAAGUCUUUUUGAUGCUCUGAGCUUUCUCGCCAGGUGCAUUAUGUACGAAUGCAGGUUUCUUGGUUCAUUUCCCGAUUGGCGAUUCUACUCCAAGCCUCGAGGCUACAUCGUGGUGAUCCUCCGGACCGUAUAUCGAACUCGCGUACGCCAGCUGUAUGCCCCCUUGAUUUACGCAUGCACGUUCCAGUCUUCUCUCAUUGCUUACGAUCUGUCCAGACCUUCCGUAUCCUCACCCAUCUGCCCAAACCGCUGGAUAACCUUCAGACCUAUGCACCAGAAAUUUAGUCGUGUUUACUGCAAAAUGUCGGAAAUCAGAGGGUAUAUAUCGCACUCGCGGCCGCCGUCGCGAUGGAAACGCGUGCCUUGGCUUCCACAAGCCAAUCAUUUGAAAGUAAAACACGCGUUCGUGGCGCGGGGCGCUCAAGGCUUCCCCAUUGUCGCCUGUUAUCUUUUGUCCACGUUUUUCAGCGUGUACCCUCAAGCGGCAUAAAGCGCGAUGCCUCCUUGUUUGUCCCUUUCCACUCCCGCCCUGCAGUCCCCCCCCAUCCCCUCCUCUCUUCCUCCCCUCCUCUCUCUUUUCUGUUCAUAGUGGCCUGCGCUGGACGUAUCCUUCCUUGAGCGCCAGACGUAAUCCGAUUUUAGGCCUCCACUCAUUCAUCGCAAGCGACG